CGUGAUUUGCUGCGCGGCGCGGCGAGCGGCGGCGGCGGCGAUGAGAGCGGGCAGUGCGAACUGCCGGAGCAGCCGCCGGCCGCCAUAGUCGGCACACAAAGCUGGUUCCAGAUUUGAGCGACGGCGAGACACCCUGAUGUGUGAUGUGAGCCUGGGGCACGCCAUGGAUCUGACCAAGAUGGGGCUGAUCCAGCUGCAGAACCCCUGCCACCCCACCGGGCUGCUGCACAAAGCCAACCAGAUGCGCCUGGCGGGGACGCUGUGCGACGUGGUCAUCCUGGUGGACAGCCAGGAGUUCCACGCGCACCGGACCGUGCUGGCCUGCACCAGCAAGAUGUUCGAGAUCCUCUUCCACCGCAACAGCCAGCACUACACCCUGGACUUCCUCUCGCCAAAGACAUUCCAGCAGAUCCUGGAGUACGCCUACACCGCCACCCUCCAGGCCAAGGUKGAGGACCUGGAUGACCUGCUCUAUGCGGCCGAGAUCCUGGAAAUUGAGUACCUGGAGGAGCAGUGCCUGAAGAUCCUGGAGACUAUACAGGCCUCUGAGGACAAUGACACCGAGGUGGCUGUGGCCGAUGGAGGUGCCCCCACCACCGCUGAGGAAGAAGAGGAGAGGAAGUCGAGGUACAUCAAGGGCCUCUUCAUCUCCAAGCCCCCUGGCGAGGAGGGUGGCUAUGCUGGCAUGGCUGGCCAGAGUCUGCCGGCUGCCAUGGCAGAGCAGAGCCCCUCUGCCUCCGUGUCCUAUUGCUCCCUCUCUUCCAUGAGCCCCACCAAGGCAGCAGUGGACAGUUUGAUGACCAUCGGGCAGUCCCUGCUGCAGAGUGCCCUGAUGCCCAGCGCCCCCGAGGACUCCCGCUCCAGCAGCACCCGCCACCCCUCUGGUCUGGCUGAAGUCAAAACGGAAACCAUGCAGGUGGAUGAGGCCUCCAGCCAYGAGAGCCCCCGGGCAGCCGAGCCUGGUGCCUCCGCGGGGGAGAAGCCUGACGAGAAGGGCAAGGAGGGACCCGGCACCCCGACCCGCAGCAGUGUCAUCACCAGUGCUCGUGAGCUGCACUACACCCGCGAGGAGGGCGCCGAGCCGGCCCCCGAGCCCGGCCAGGGGCUGCCACUGGGGCCGGAGCCGUCCACCACCGCCCCGGGCGAGAAGCCCCUGGGUAUYUACUCACUGCUGCCCAACCACAAGACUGAGCCGGUGCUCGCUGUGCCGCCCGCUGUGGCGUCUGCCCUGCACGUGCAGCCAGCCCUGGCUGUCUCCAUGGACUUCAGUGCCUACGGGGGGCUGCUGCCCCAGGGCUUCAUCCAGCGGGAGCUGUUCAGCAAGCUGGGGGAGCUGGCUGCCGGCAUGAAGACAGAGAGCAGAGCCCUGGGCGAGCAGUGCAGCGUGUGUGGGGCAGAGCUGCCGGACAACGAGACCCUGGAGCAGCACAGGAAGCUGCACAGUGGGAUGAAGACGUACGGAUGUGAGCUGUGUGGGAAGCGGUUCCUGGACAGUUUGAGGCUGCGAAUGCAUUUGCUGGCUCAUUCAGCAGGUGCCAAAGCGCUGGUCUGCGAUCAGUGCGGUGCCCAGUUCUCAAAGGAAGAUGCCCUGGAGACGCACCGGCAGACGCACACUGGUACAGACAUGGCUGUGUUCUGCCUGCUGUGCGGUAAGCGGUUCCAGACGCAGAGCGCCCUGCAGCAGCACAUGGAGGUGCACGCCGGGGUGCGCAGUUACAUCUGCAGCGAGUGCAACCGCACCUUCCCCAGCCACACCGCGCUCAAGAGGCACCUGCGCUCCCACACAGGUGACCACCCCUACGAGUGCGAGUUCUGCGGCAGCUGCUUCCGGGACGAGAGCACCCUGAAGGGCCACAAGCGCAUCCACACCGGCGAAAAGCCCUACGAGUGCAACGGCUGCGGCAAAAAGUUCAGCCUCAAGCACCAGCUGGAGACCCACUACCGGGUGCACACAGGCGAGAAGCCCUUCGAGUGCAAGCUGUGCCACCAGCGCUCCCGGGACUACUCGGCCAUGAUCAAACACCUUCGGACCCACAACGGCGCUUCCCCGUACCAGUGCACCAUCUGCCUGGAGUACUGCCCCAGCCUCUCGGCCAUGCAGAAGCACAUGAAGGGCCACAAGCCAGAGGAGAUCCCCACCGACUGGCGGAUAGAGAAGACCUAUCUCUACCUCUGCUACGUCUAAGGGAGGAGGCCCAGGGGCAGCAGGSCCAGGUGGCAGAUGACUGGGCAAAAAAAAUCCCACCACACACGCAGCAUCUAUGGCCUUGUUUGUUUUCGGUUCUCAUUCAUUUCUUCUCGCCGAAGAGUCCUGCAGCUCCUGCGGCAGCGAGGGACGCCCUGGCCCCUUCCCAGCUCCAUCCACCCUGCUGCCCCAGCUCCAUCCACACUGCUGCCCCAGCUGCUCAUGCUCUGCUGCCCUCUCACCCUCGCUGCAGGGCACAUUUCACCCUCUGCACCCCGGCCAGCCCCKCUGUUACCCUUGCAUUGGCCACUGGUGCUGCUGGGAAGAUCCUGUAGGAACGAGCGCUUCCCCCAGAGUGUUCCUACAGCAGUGCUCGGGAAAGCUCUCGUUCCUGGUGUCUCUGUUGCUUUACAGACCCUGCUGUGGGUGCCCUGCAGAGGACCCGAGUUCCUGUGCUCUUGGGCCCCUUUUUGGCAGGUUCCCAGGUGGAGGCAUUGCAGUGGGAGAGCAAGGAGCCCUGUGAGCCACGAGUGUUUUGGGAAGUGUUUUGGGGGGAUCCUGGCCAGAGGAGGGUGUUUGGGGCUGGAGCCCGGCUGCCUUGAGGUGCUGCCUGCUGUCGGGUGAGCUCRAGGGGCACAGGAGGCUGCUGCUGUCCCCAUGACCAAAGACCUCUCUAUGCAUUUCUUCCUCCUUCCCUGCCCUCCCAGGACAAGGGCAAAGCCCCCCACGGGGAGAUGCAGUUGUUUGGUGAUGUGCAGUCAGUGCCAGUGUUGGGGCUAUAGUGUGUGGUAUCGCUCCGAAUGGAGAGAUCCUCUUUUCUUCUGCUGRUUUGAAGCACCUAGAGGGUGCCACCUGUGGGUUUUUUUGCCCAGCCCUCAGCCCAAAAGCCUACAGGAGCCCACAGCAAGAGGUGCCCRGUGGCAGGUGGCUUCGCUCGCCGCUUUUUUGCUUUUUGUUUGGGUUUUUUUGAACUUUCUGUUGGAAUAUUUCCACAUUUAGCACAUUUUACUUGAAAUUACCUCGGUUUUUUGUGACCUCAUGAGCUUUUAUUGAUUUGGGAGGGACAGGGGGCAGCAUGGCUGGGGUGCACCAGCCGUGUUCCCAGCAUUGAUGAUGGAGAGGCAGGGGGGUGACAGUGUCCCUGCCAGCCUCCUGUUGUGCAUUAUCCUUACCAAAACUGGUAUUUUUUGCCUGGCCUUACGGGGCUGGGGGUGUUGGUUCUGAAGCUACCUCUUGUGUUUGUUUUUGUUGUGUUUCUCCUGCGCAGCUGCGGGUUUGGUGGUUCCAUCCCGCGGCUCUUUUUUUGUCGUUUUGCUGCGUUUGGGUGAAAAGGGGGGAAAAGGAGCCGASGGGAGAGGGACAGUGUCUGGAUGUUGUUUGGAGGGCACUGAUGGCCCCUGUGGGUUUGGGGUGCCCAUCCCACCUCUCCUGGUGCCAAGCAGGGAUUUGGCUGUGGGAGCAGCAUCCUCCCUCGUGCCCCAGUCCGGCUUUGCACGUGCGUGUGCCUCUGGGACACUGCUGCUGUACAAUCYGGGAUGUGACUGUGGAGAACGGCUCAUUUCAUUGUUGUGCCUAAGAAAAAAAAAAAGAGAAAAAGUAUUUAAAAAAGAGAACAGUGUUCUUUCACACAGRAAGUUGCUGCAAUUUCUGGCAUGCGUGUGGCAGGUCCCCGUGGUGUCCUGGCACGGACAGAUGCAGGUGCUGCGGUGCCAUGGAGCACGUGGCCGAGUUCAUGUGGCUUGUUUUUGGUUUUUUUUUCCUGAACCUCCCCUCCCAUCGCACCGUCCCUGUCCCUCAGAGACACAGCCCCCGCUGCGACUGUCGGGUCAGCGUUGCAGUGCUGCUGCCGUGUCCCGGGCGCUGUCCCCGCACUGUUUGCCGUGGCGCAGCCCCCGCCACCCUCCAUAUAUAUAUUUGUAAGUAUAUAUAUGUGUAUGAUAGCAGUGAGGACCGAGCGCCGCCCGCGGGGCCUGGCCCUGUCCCCUGGCUUGUGUCAGUGUUGUGAGCCCGUCCCGUUGCUCUGUGUUGCUGCUCGUGGUUCGGGUCCGUCGCUGUCCUCGUUCCGUCUACCUCAGCACCUCUCUGAGCCCGGGCGCAGAAGGUGCCCAAGUUCCCUUUCGGUUUUCUCAGAGUAUCUAUCGGCUCCUAUUUUUUGUACGAUUUUCCUGUCUCCCCUCGCCGUUCUCUCCCCUGCGGUUCUGCUUGCGAGUCCUCUCUGUCCUCUAGCCACAGAUGCCGUUAGCUAAAGGUUUCCUGAAAAAUAAAGAAAAAGAAAAAAAAAAAAAAAAA
Malurus melanocephalus (red-backed fairy wren) is the source of this 4474-nucleotide messenger RNA. RefSeq names its product zinc finger and BTB domain containing 16 (gene ZBTB16). Gene Ontology annotation, biological process: regulation of immune system process; negative regulation of transcription by RNA polymerase II; regulation of cytokine production. The transcript has 7 exons. The coding region runs from base 137 to 2185 and encodes 682 amino acids. The record is from RefSeq and is a predicted model, not a curated record. Lineage: Eukaryota; Metazoa; Chordata; Aves; Passeriformes; Maluridae. Gene Ontology annotation, molecular function: RNA polymerase II cis-regulatory region sequence-specific DNA binding; DNA-binding transcription factor activity, RNA polymerase II-specific; protein binding.